This is a messenger RNA of Arachis ipaensis, 1298 nucleotides long. RefSeq names its product cyclase-like protein 2. Gene Ontology annotation, molecular function: arylformamidase activity. Lineage: Eukaryota; Viridiplantae; Streptophyta; Magnoliopsida; Fabales; Fabaceae. The record is from RefSeq and is a predicted model, not a curated record.
UGAUGGCAUGUGAAUAGAAAUGUCCAUGAUAAUGAUAUCACCUUUGACCAACGAACUGUGUCUGUGUCACUGUGACUGUGUGAAUGUGCAAUUCUGCAUCAAAAGUAAAGUGAUUAAUUGCGAUGCACUGCUAUAUGCCUAUAUUCACACACCAACCGCCAUGAAGAAUUCUCACACUCUUCUCUCCCACCUCCUUCCCUUUCUAUGCACUCUGUCUCUCCGCUACUCUGCACAAGCACUUCCAGACUUCGCUGCCUAUCCUUCAAUCCCUGGAACCGAUUCCGGCGACUGCUGGAUAGGCAGCAGAGACACUCCCCUCGUCCCUCCACGGCGGGAAGUGUACGACGAGGGGAGAAUCUUUGACAUCAGCCACAGGUACACCACGGAGAUGCCGCUAUGGGAAUCUGAGGAGGAGCUUGGGUACUUGAUGUGGUUGACUCGGAGUAUGAGGAAUGGUUCCGUCGCCAAUUUCUCUACCUUUAAGCUUGGCCUUUACAUCGGCACCCAUGUCCAUGCAGGCUUUGACGUCGAUCUCCUCGAUUUACACCUCCUCAAUGGUCUUGCUCUGCUGAUUGAUGUUCCACGGGACAAAAACAUCACUGCUGAAGUUAUGAAAUCACUGGAUAUCCCUAAAGGUGUACAACGUGUGCUAUUUAGAACAUCAAAUACUGACAGGAGGCUUAUGUUUAAGAAGGGAUUUGAUGCAAGCUAUGUGGGAUUCAAGGAAGAUGGAGCCAAAUGGCUGGUGGAAAACACUGACAUCAAACUUGUAGUUGAUUACUUAUCUGCUGCUGCUUAUGAUCAUUUGGUGCCAUCUCGUCUUGCUUUUCUGGAAAGCAGGGACAUGAUUAUUGUGGAAGGACUAAAGCUAGAUGAUGUGGCAGCAGGAGUAUAUUCACUGAGAUGCUUGCCUCUUAGGUUGGUUGGCUCUGAGGCAUCACCAAUACGUUGCAUUCUCAUGAAAUGAUCUCGCCCUCAGCUUCCAAAUAUCUGCAAAUAAAGUAUUGGCCAUGUAAAAUGAACAAUUUUACAUUUUUACUACAAGUAAAUGCUUGAGGGUUUCAAUUAGGGGUGUAUGCGGAUGGGAUUAGAUUGGGUAUGGCCGAAAAUUCGAUUUGCUCCGCAUCAUUCUCAUUGAAUCGAUCGGAUAUCAUGUCUGCGUUUUUUAGUGUGGAAUCCGAUCCGAUCCGCAAAUGUGCGGAUUAGAUCGGAUGGGAUAUCGGAUAUAUUUGCAUAAUUGAAUCUUCUCUUUUUAAUUAUAUUUCUAUGUAAAAAAUUCAAUAAAAAUAUUUCUUACA